Messenger RNA from Drosophila ficusphila, 429 nucleotides. Its product is annotated as protein transport protein Sec61 subunit gamma. Gene Ontology annotation, molecular function: transmembrane protein transporter activity. Gene Ontology annotation, biological process: protein targeting; post-translational protein targeting to membrane, translocation. The coding region runs from base 69 to 386 and encodes 105 amino acids. Lineage: Eukaryota; Metazoa; Arthropoda; Insecta; Diptera; Drosophilidae. The record is from RefSeq and is a predicted model, not a curated record. The transcript has 2 exons. Gene Ontology annotation, cellular component: membrane; Ssh1 translocon complex.
UCUGAGUAACAAAUAAGUUUUUGCCUGGAACUUAACCACAGGUAUUAGUAACUGAAUCUGAACUGAAAAUGGAGCAACUGCUUUCACGUCGUCGUAAAUACAGGCAAAAAAGUUCCAAAAGGGGACUUCGAAAGCUCUUGCCCAGUUUUAAUUGCAAGUCUCUGGAAAGUGUGAGUCGCCAGGUUAGGGAUCAACUGUGCCUCGUUCUUCCAUCUGGUAGCUUUUAUAAGAACUCCAAGCGUUUCUACAAGAGAUGUACGAAACCCGACCGCCAGGAGUUCCAGCGCAUCAGUGCAGCUAUUGGCGUCGGAUUCCUCAUAAUGGGCUCCAUCGGAUUCGUGGUAAAGCUGAUGCACAUUCCCAUCGUCAACAUUAUCAUGGAUUGAGCUAGGAAGCUUUAAAGAAAAUAAAGUUUCAAUUCAACUGCUC